CACACACACACACAGAGGGGGGAAGAAUUGCACAGCUGCAACUUUAAGACUCCACACGCCUCCCCUCCGCCAGCUCCGACAAUGGUCUUUUCCAGCUCCGCUUAUCACAGCAGAAUUUGUAACAUGCCAUAAUUUCUCCGCCGGUGUGUGUACAGCCCCGGAAAUCAAAUGUCAUUACCCGACGCGGCUAAUUUGGCGAUUAUUCCUGCUCUUUUGCUUUUGGACAAUGCCAGCGGCGGGGAGCAGCCGCACCUUCCCGAUCGGAUCCUCGGCGUCGCUGCUUGUUUGCACUGAAGAAGCCUCCUAGGAUUGUCCGCUCGCUUGAUGGUAUAGCUCGCAGAGACUGCAGUUGUCAUUGAUCCGCUGCCAGAGCCUGCACUCAUAGUAGAAGGACUAAAAUCGCCAGGAUGAUGUGCGAGGUGAUGCCCACCAUCAGCGAGGACACGGCGCUGAGUCAGCGUGGCUCUCAGAGCAGCGCCUCGGACCCGGACUCCCACUUUGAGCAGCUGAUGGUCAACAUGCUGGACGAGAGGGACCGGCUGCUGGACACGCUGAGGGAGACCCAGGAGAGCCUCGGCCUGGCUCAGCAGCACCUGCAGGACGUCAUCUAUGACCGUGACUCUCUGCAGCGCCAGCUCAGCUCCGCCCUGCCACAGGAGUUCGCUGCACUGACCAAGGAGCUGAACGCCUGCAGGGAGCAGCUGCUGGAGAAGGAGGAGGAGAUCUCUGAGCUCAAAGCUGAGAGGAACAACACCAGGCUACUGUUGGAGCAUCUGGAGUGCCUGGUGUCCAGACACGAGCGGUCACUUCGUAUGACGGUGGUCAAGCGGCAGGCUCAGUCUCCCUCGGGGGUCUCCAGUGAAGUCGAGGUCCUCAAAGCGCUCAAGUCCCUGUUUGAACACCAUAAAGCCCUAGAUGAGAAGGUAAGAGAGAGACUACGGGUGUCACUGGAGAGGGUGUCCGCCUUGGAGGAGGAGCUUACAGCAGCCAAUCAGGAGAUCGUGGCCUUACGGGAACAAAAUGCUCACAUUCAGAGAAAAGUGGCUUCUGGGGACGGAGGAGAGGACAUCCUGGAGGGCAGUGAAGCUCAGCAGAAGGUCCACGGCAAGCGUCUGUCCAAUGGCUCUCUGGAGUCGGCCCACGAGGCGAGCCAAGUGGUGGAGCUGCAGGACCUGCUGGAGAAGCAGAACUACGAGCUGGCCCAGAUGAAGGAGCGCAUGUCCUCCCUCUCCUCCCGGGUCUCCGAGGUGGAGCAGGAGCUGGAGACCGCCCGGAAGGACCUCAUCAAGUCGGAGGAGAUGAACAACAAGUACCAGAGGGACAUCAAAGAGGCCAUGUGUCAGAAAGAGGACAUGGAGGAACGGAUUGUAACAUUGGAAAAACGCUACCUGAGCGCCCAGCGAGAGUCCACCUCUGUGCACGACAUCAACGACAAACUGGAGAACGAGUUGGCCAAUAAGGAAGCGUUCCUGCGACAGAUGGAGGAGAAGAACAGGCAGCUACAGGAGAGGCUGGAGCUCGCAGAGCAGAAGCUCCAGCAGACCAUGAGGAAGGCCGAAACGCUGCCGGAGGUAGAGGCUGAACUGGCCCAAAGGAUAGCAGCCCUCACCAAGGCGGAAGAGCGUCACGGGAGCAUUGAGGAGCGAAUGAGGCACUUGGAAUGCCAGCUGGAGGAGAAGAACCAGGAGCUGCUACGGGCUCGACAGAGGGAAAAGAUGAACGAGGAGCACAACAAGCGUCUGUCAGACACGGUGGACAGACUCCUCACAGAGUCCAAUGAGCGUCUUCAGCUCCACCUGAAGGAGCGGAUGGCAGCUCUAGAAGAGAAGAAUUUGUUAAUCCAAGACUCGGAAGGCUACAGAAAACAGUACGAAGAUUCACUCCAUGAAAAAACACAUCUGGCGGAGGAGAUUGAGAAACUGAGAUCAGAGCUGGACCAAUUCAGAUUGAGGGCAGGCUCCCUCACAGAACCCACCCUGUCACGGUCUCAUCUGGACACAUCAGCUGAGCUCCGAUUUUCGUUGGGAUCUCUGGCUGAAACACAGUCGGACCACUACCGCUCAGCCAAGGUCAUCAGGCGGCCAAGGAGAGGUCGAAUGGGUCUGCGUGAAACCAAGGCUAAAUCGCUCGGGGAGCAUGAAUGGCGCUCGCAGCAGCUCGGGGUUCUGGGAGGCCACCACUUCGAGAGCGACACGGAGAUGUCCGACAUCGAUGACGAUGACAGGGAAACGUUGUUCAGCUCCAUGGACCUGCUUUCACCCAGCGGCCACUCUGAUGCACAAACUCUGGCCAUGAUGCUGCAGGAGCAGCUGGAUGCAAUCAACAAGGAGAUUAGGCUGAUCCAGGAGGAGAAGGAGUCGACGGAGCUGCGGGCGGAGGAGAUUGAAAACCGGGUGGCCAGCGUCAGCCUUGAGGGCCUCAACCUGGCUCGAAUGCACCACCACGGAGCCUCCAUCACUGCCUCAGCCACCGCCUCCUCCUUGGCCUCCUCCUCCCCGCCCAGCGGACACUCCACCCCUAAACUUGAUCCUCGAAGCCCUGCCCGUGAUAUGGAGCGCAUGGGGGUCAUGACACUGCCCAGUGAUCUGAGGAAACACAGGAGAAAGAUAGCAGCGGUGGACGAGGACGGCCGCGAGGACAAGGCCACCAUCAAGUGUGAGACGUCCCCGCCUCCGACACCACGCACCGUCCGAAUGACACACACACUGCCAGCCUCUUCGCACAACGACGCACGAGGGAUCGUGGCCUCUCUGGAAGCUGAGGCCAGCGCACUGAGUAGUGUAGCCAGCAGCCAAGACUCCCUCCACAAGCAGCCAAAGAAGAAGGGCAUCAAGUCCUCCAUCGGACGACUCUUUGGAAAGAAGGAGAAAGGCAGACUGGCACAUCUGGCACACAGACAGGUCAUGGUAGAUCCACAAGCGACCCUGAUGGACCCGGACAUGGCGGGCCAGGACAUGGGGGUGGGCAAGCUGGGAACUCAGGCCGAGAAGGACCGCAGGUUGAAAAAGAAACACGAGCUAUUGGAGGAGGCCAGGAGAAAGGGUUUGCCUUUCGCCCAGUGGGACGGUCCCACUGUUGUAGCCUGGCUGGAGCUGUGGUUGGGAAUGCCGGCGUGGUACGUGGCGGCGUGUCGCGCCAACGUGAAGAGCGGAGCCAUCAUGUCGGCGCUGUCUGACACUGAGAUCCAGAGGGAGAUCGGUAUCAGUAACCCUCUGCACCGCCUCAAGCUUCGCCUGGCCAUCCAGGAAAUGGUCUCCCUCACCAGCCCGUCGGCCCCGCCCACCUCCAGAACCCCGUCAGGCAAUGUAUGGGUGACCCAUGAGGAGAUGGAGACCAUGGCAGCCCCUUCCAAAACGAAGUCAGACUCUGAGGAGGGGAGCUGGGCACAGACUCUAGCUUACGGCGACAUGAACCACGAAUGGAUAGGAAACGAGUGGCUGCCCAGUCUAGGACUACCUCAGUACCGCAGCUACUUCAUGGAGUGCCUGGUGGACGCACGCAUGCUGGACCACCUCACCAAGAAGGACCUGAGGGUGCACCUCAAAAUGGUGGACAGCUUCCACAGAACAAGUUUACAGUAUGGCAUCAUGGGUCUGAAGAAGCUCAACUAUGACAGGAAGGAGCUGGAGAGACGCAGAGAGCACAGCCAGCACGAAAUGAGAGACGUGCUGGUGUGGAGUAAUGAGCGGGUCAUCCGCUGGGUGCAGAGCAUAGGCCUGAGGGACUACGCCAACAUCCUGCUAGAGAGCGGUGUACAUGGAGCUCUGGUCGCUUUGGAUGACAACUUUGACUACAGCAGUCUGGCGCUGCUCCUCCAGAUCCCCAACCAAAACACUCAGGCACGUCAGAUUCUGGAGCGAGAGUACAAUAAUCUGCUGGCGCUGGGCACCGACAGGAGACUGGAUGAGUGUGACGACAAAGACUUCAGAGGUCCGUCGUGGCGGAGGCAGUUCCCGCCCCGGGACGUUCACGGUAUAAGUAUGAUGCCCGGGUCUGCAGAGACGCUCCCGGCUGGAUUCCGUCUCACCGCCACGUCUGGUCACUCCCGGAGGUUGCCCCCUGAGGUCGGACCCUCUGCAGUGCAGCGGCUGGACAGCUCCACGGUACAGUUCUAAAAGGAGAUUAACUAGUGGAGCUGCUGGACAGGCCAACCUGCCGAGGAACAAACCAUUCUGACGACACGCACUGCCAAGAAGCCCUGCUCUCCUCUCUGACCCCCCCCCAACCCUCCUCUUCCUCCUCCUUCCCCUCCCUUCCUAAUAUGGGCACCAGAUGCCGGUGCUAAACUGUCCUGCAGGCUGCCCCGUUGUCACCAUUUCUACCUUUUACAUGUACAGUAACUUGUCGAAGCAUAACGUACUGUGUAUUUCUUCUACAGGAGAUGUGUAGGUUAUCUGUAAAUAAAUAUGCCAUUUUUUAAUAUAUACACACAUCUAUGUAUAAAAAGAUAUUCAGAGUUUGUGCAAAAAAAAAACGUCCCUGCCACCUCAUUUAGUGGACCAUAGAUUAAUAUAUGCUGCUCUUUAAACUGUCUCCAUAUUACCCCGCCCUCUCUAGAUCAUUUUGUACAUAUGGUUUUAUUUUUUCAUUGUGCUGAUGAUGAUGAUGAUGAUAAACCUGUGCUGCACCAUAGAGAGGACGAGACUGGAUGUUGUGUGAAAACCUGCCCUCUAGUGGUGUCCAAAAAAACCACCCUGAGCCCCAACAAACUCCAUUAUCCUUUCUUAUGGACUCGCUGUCAUAACAGGAGCGUUUUAAGGGGACAUGUCGGCGCACUGGAACGACAUGACAAGCACUUUGAUACAACCGCAUCAACUCAACGGACUAUUUAGUAGCCAAGGACGAAAACAAAGAGACGCCAUUGCUCUCCGAAGUCGCACAAAACAACUUCUCAGAGAACAAAAAAGCAGGACGUCAUUCAUAGAACCUGUCACUUGUUGUACUGUAUGUUUUGUCAGGCGAUACAUUAACACAAAAAGGACAACUACACACUCAGCCGAGCUGGCCUUCUCCCCCGACCCCUCAGACACUUAAACAGAACAGAUGAAAUAACUGAAAGACAGACCGCUUUAGCUCAUAGUGUGCGUAGAGUGUAUAUGACCAUGUUGAAGUGAGGUGACAUUUAAUGACAAACCUGUUGCUUGCUGUGACUUACAUUGGUGUAACUGUUAACUCUUUGUUUCCGUCAGAGUUUCCAGGGUAACCUAUUGUACAGCCCUGUUAUCUGUCUUUUAGUUAUUUCUGAUGGACGACUCAAACAAGUCUUACGCUUUUGAUUUGUUUUUACAUCUUCAAUUUGCACGAACAAUGAGUCAUUUUAUUUUGUGUCCAUUUUUUUAUUUAUUACUUCUUGUACUUUGGUCAAAACUAAGUGGUGAGCAAGCAAAUUUUCAUUGUCAAUAAAAAAAAACUACUGUCAGUGAAUGGGUGGUCUUCAUUAUUUUUCAUUAAAAAUUCAAACUGUUAACGGCACCAGGGCAACAUUUUGUACAUUGGUUGUAACUUGGCCCUGCUUAUCAAUUGUAAAUGUACAAAGCCUGUAGUUAAAUACAGUUUCACAGUAUUAUUCAGAUUACAUACAUAAAAAUUGACUGUUCAUUUCAUUAUUACAGACGGAAACAUUAGCCCUGUAAGAAGUACUGACAUCAAUGUUUCUCUCUAGCUUGACUUAGAAGAAAAAUAAUCACAAAUUUUACUUCUACUUUUAGUUCAUAUUGGCGACCCCCAUUUCAUAGUAAAAGCACACUCCUUGUUGAGAGAGUUUUAGUUUGUGUUGACGGAAUGUAUCCAACCUCAGUUUCUUCUGGUCAUCCAACAGGUAAGUUCAGCCUCCGCGAGGUCUCAGGGUUUUUUCAACCUGUCUCUCAAUGUCCUUGAAAACUUCUGGGUCCUCGAUAGUUGGAGUAACCUGUAGGGGAGAAAUAACUUACUUUGCGUCAUUGAAAAAACCAUAGAAAAGCACAAAAUGUCAACAAGACCCUAUCAUUAUUAAAGUAUGUCAUAGAAUACUAUGCAAAAAAAUGUCAUACCAAUAAAAACGCCCAAGUAUAGUUUGUCGAAGAAAGUAAUAACGUCAUAGUAUAGUAUGUCGAAAAAAAUGAUAAAAACGCCACAGUAUAGUAUGUCAGAAAAAGUGAUAACAACUCAUAGUAUAGUAUGUCAGAAAAAAUGAUGAAAACGUCAUAGUA
Molecule: messenger RNA, 6188 nt
Organism: Epinephelus moara (kelp grouper)
Lineage: Eukaryota; Metazoa; Chordata; Actinopteri; Perciformes; Serranidae
Gene: ppfia2
Product: PTPRF interacting protein alpha 2
Exons: 31
Coding region: 408-4115 (1235 amino acids)
Biological process (GO): synapse organization
Cellular component (GO): presynaptic active zone
Molecular function (GO): protein binding
Source: RefSeq, a predicted model, not a curated record